This is a messenger RNA of Nerophis lumbriciformis (worm pipefish), 3435 nucleotides long. It is a transcript of the gene acss2, whose product is annotated as acyl-CoA synthetase short chain family member 2. Gene Ontology annotation, cellular component: cytoplasm. The record is from RefSeq and is a predicted model, not a curated record. Gene Ontology annotation, molecular function: acetyl-CoA synthetase activity; AMP binding. NCBI's taxonomy places the organism in Eukaryota, Metazoa, Chordata, Actinopteri, Syngnathiformes, Syngnathidae.
UGUCCUCGUCCUCUCGUUCUCCUCGUCCUCGUCCUCCUUCUCCUUGUCCUCCUCCUUGUCCUCGUCCUCUCGUCCUCGUUCUCCUCGUCCCUCUCCUCCUCCUCUCGUCCUCCUCCUUGUCCUUGUCCUCUCCUCCUUGUCCUCUCGUCCUCCUUCUCCUCCUCCUCGUCCUCCUUUUCCUCCUCCUCGUUUUCUCGUUCUCCUCCUCUUCCUCCUCCUCGUGCUCGUCCUCUCGUUCUCCUCCUCCUUCUCGUCCUCGUCUUCUCGUCCUCCUCCUUGUCCUCGUCCUCGUUCUCCUCGUCCCUCUCCUCCUCCUCUCGUCCUCCUCCUUGUCCUUGUCCUCUCGUCCUCCUUCUCCUCCUCCUCGUCCUCCUUCUCCUCCUCCUCGUUCUCUCGUUCUCCUCCUCUUCCUCCUCCUCGUGCUCGUCCUCUCGUUCUCCUCCUUCUCUUCCUCCUCGUCCUCCUUGUGCUCGUCCUCGUUCUCCUCGUCCCUCUCCUCCUCCUUGUCCUUGUCCUCUCGUCCUCCUCCUUGUCCUUGUCCUCUCGUCCUCCUCCUUGUCCUCUCGUCCUCCUCCUUGUCCUCUUGUCCUCCUCCUCCUCCUCUUCGUCCUUCUCCUUGUCCUCGUCUUCUCGUUCUUCUCCUCUUCCUCGUCCUCCUCUACUCCUCCUCGUCCUCGUCCUCUCGUUCUCCUCCUCCUUCUCUUCCUCCUCGUCCUCUCGUCGUCCUCCUUGUCCUCGUCCUCGUUCUCCUCCUCCUCUCGUCCUCCUCCUUGUCCUUGUCCUCUCAUCCUCCUCCUUGUCCUCUUAUCCUCCUCCUCCUCCUCUUCGUCCUUCUCCUCGUCCUCGUCUUCUCGUUCUUCUCCUCUUCCUCGUCCUCCUCUACUCCUCCUCGUCCUCGUCCUCUCGUUCUCCUCCUCGUCCUCCUCCUCUCGUCCGCAGCCCCGCUCGUCCUCCCGACAUGAUUCCCGACAAGGUGCCCAAGGAAGAUGUGUUUUACGGGGCGGAGGAGAUGCGGAGGACCGCUCACGUCCCCACCUUCGACAAGUACAAGGACAUGUACAUGCAGUCCAUUGAGGACCCUGACAAGUUCUGGGGCGACAUGGCCAAGGACUUCUUCUGGAAGAGCAAACACACGGGACGCUUCCUGGACUACAACUUUGACGUGACCAAAGGGGAAAUCUUCACCAAGUGCAUGGCGGGCGCCUCCACCAACAUCUGCUACAACGUCCUCGACCGCAACGUCCACGAGAGGAAGCUGGGGGACAAAGUGGCCUUCCACUGGGAAGGCAACGAGCCGGGCGAUGAGUCGACGGUGACGUACAGAGAGCUGCUGCACCACGUCUGCCGCUUUGCCAACGUGCUCAAGUCCCAGGGUGUGAGGAAAGGUGAGCGUGUGGCCAUCUACAUGCCCAUGGUGGUGGAGCUGGUGGUGGCCAUGCUGGCCUGCGCUCGCAUAGGAGCCGUCCACUCCAUCGUGUUUGCAGGGUUCUCUGCCGAGUCUCUGAGUGACAGGAUCAUGGACUCUCAGUGCACCCUGCUGGUCACUGCAGAUGGCUUCUAUCGAGGAGAUAAGCUGAUCAACCUGAAGAUCUUAGCCGACGAAGCACUGCAGAAGUGCAGGGACAAGGGCUUCCCACUCCACAGGUGCAUUGUGUUGAAACAUUUAUCCAAAGAAGCACAAGAGACUUCUCUCAGCUGUCCACCUGCCAAAAGGUCCUGCCCUGACCUGCAGGACAGAGAGACGAGCAGAGUAAAGAAAAGUCGUCCUGUUCCACAGGUGCCGUGGAACCCGGAAGUGGACCGCUGUUGGCACGCUCUGGUCGCCGCGGCGUCUGACGAGUGUGAGCCCGAGUGGUGCGAGUCGGAAGACCCUCUCUUCAUCCUCUACACCAGCGGCUCCACGGGCAAACCCAAGGGGGUCUUGCACACACUCAGCGGCUACAUGCUCUACACCGCCGCCACCUUCAAGCUGGUCUUUGACCACCAGCCGGACGACGUCUACUGGUGCACGGCUGACAUCGGCUGGAUCACCGGACACUCCUACAUCACAUACGGCCCGCUGGCCAACGGGGCCACCAGCGUCUUGUUCGAGGGUCUUCCCACCUACCCUGACGUGAGUCGCAUGUGGCAGAUAGUGGACAAGUACCGUGUCAGCAAGUUCUACACUGCACCCACCGCCAUCAGACUGCUGAUGAAGUACGGCAAUGAGCCGGUGCAGAAGUACAAGCGUGACUCUCUGAAGGUUCUGGGCACAGUGGGAGAGCCCAUCAACCCUGAGGCCUGGCACUGGUACUUCUCUGUGGUGGGAGACAGCAGAUGUCCCAUUGUAGACACCUUCUGGCAGACUGAGACUGGUGGACAUGUGCUGACUCCUCUGCCUGCAGCCACGCCCAUGAAGCCAGGCUCUGCUACGUUUCCGUUCUUCGGGGUGGUGCCCGCCAUCCUGAACGAGUCUGGCGAGGAGCUGGAGGGUCCGAGUGAAGGUUACCUGGUGUUCAAGCAGCCGUGGCCCGGCGUGAUGAGGACGGUGUACGGGAACCACGGAAGGUUCCAGAGCACCUACUUCAAGAAGUUCCCCGGUUACUACGUGACGGGAGAUGGCUGCCGCAGGGACAAGGACGGGUAUUACUGGAUCACUGGGAGGAUCGAUGACAUGCUCAACGUCUCAGGUCACCUGCUGAGCACGGCGGAGGUGGAGUCGGCGCUGGUGGAGCACGAGGCGGUGGCGGAGGCGGCGGUGGUGGGCCGGCCACACCCCGUGAAGGGAGAGAGUCUGUACUGCUUUGUCACGCUGGGUGAUGGACGCACCUUCAACCGCACGCUGGAGGCACAGCUCAGGAAACAAGUGAGGGAGAAGAUCGGCGCCAUCGCCACACCAGACUACAUCCAGGACGCGCCAGGACUCCCCAAGACCAGAUCAGGCAAGAUCAUGCGGCGCGUGCUACGCAAGAUCGCGCGUGGCGAGAAAGACCUGGGCGACAUCUCCACCUUGGCCGACUCCUCCGUGGUGGAGCAACUCUUCCUCAACCGAUGUCAACCUGCCCUCUGACCUGGACAGACCCAGGACCAGGACCAGGACCAGACCCAGGACACCCUGGUCAGGACUUGUGACAUCAUCAUCUAACAUUAUGAGCAAGAAGAAAUAAUAACAAUAAUAAUAUUGCAUAUGAAAUAUUAUUCUAAAUAAUAAAAUAUAAUAAUGUUGGUGUGGGAGCGACAGUUUCCUCUUUCCACUUCCUGUUAAUUACACGUUAAUUACAUGUUAAUUACAUGUUAAUUACACACUUUCCUCAGUUUUACAUCUGUCCGUUUUGGGAACAUCAUUUGGUGAAACUCUACUUCCUGUCUGCUCUUUUCAACUUAUUACUAUUUGGUUUUUCAAACUGGGGGGAAAAAAACAUUGUGAGGUUUUUGAAAUAAAAGACCAAGACUGGA